Molecule: messenger RNA, 8024 nt
Organism: Mauremys reevesii (Reeves's turtle)
Lineage: Eukaryota; Metazoa; Chordata; Testudines; Geoemydidae
Product: hemicentin-2-like
Exons: 31
Coding region: 47-6463 (2138 amino acids)
Source: RefSeq, a predicted model, not a curated record
GCCCAGAGAACUCGGCCCGCCUUGCCCCAGGGCAAACCCCCGUUAAAUGGCCUGUGACUCUCGCGCUGCAGAUCCAGGGCAGAGGGGAAAUCAGCAGCUGCCUUUGCAAGGGUCCCUGUCCCAGCCACCUGGAUUUACCCUGACGGUGCCUCAGCAGGUGUCGGUGCAGGAGGGUCUCUGCGUUGUCGUCCCCUGCACAUUCACGUACCCAGCCUCGUACGACACCGACAAUCCCUCGGCCCAGCUCUAUGGAAACUGGUACAAGGAGCCUGCUACUGUGGGCCAGGAUCCUCCCGUGGCCAGCAGUGUCUCCAGCCUGAGGGUGUCGCAGGAGACCCAGGGCCGGUUCCGGCUGACGGGGGAUCCAGCGCAUGGUGACUGCUCCCUGCAAAUCAGUGAUGCCCGACGGACGGAUGCGGGGAGAUAUUUCUUUAGCUUCGAGAAAGGCCUGUUAGAACACACUUACCGCUCCAAUUCCGAUGGCGCUGACCCUGCGUUCACGAUCUCUGUGCCAGGGCUGACGGAGGAGCCAGAGAUCCAGAUCUCACCGGCGCGGGGGCUGCCAGGGACGCUGCUGGCCGGGGAGCCGGUGACUGUGACCUGCACGGCCCCUGGGCGCUGCUCCGGGCCCCCUCCCCGAGUCACCUGGACGGGGCCGUUCAGCGACACAGCCCGGGACGUCUCAGCCCAGCUGGCGAACGGCACCUGGGCCCACAGCUCCGCGCUCAGCUUCACGCCCGGCCCGGGGGACCACGGCAAAGAGCUCGUCUGCAGCGUCACCUACAGGCCACCACAGGGACCUUCCACCCGCAGAAUCGUCCGGCUCCACGUCGGCUGGUCCCUGUCCCAGCCACCUGGAUUUACCCUGAAGGUGCCGCAGUCGGUGUCCGUGCAGGAGGGUCUCUCUGUUCUCGUCCCCUGCACCUUUACGUACCCAGCCUGGUAUGACACCUACAGUCCCUCAGCCCAGCUCUACAGAUACUGGUACAAGGAUCCAGCCGAUGUGGGCUAUGAUCUGCCUGCAGCCAGCAGUGACUCCAGCCAGGGGGUGUCACAGGAGACCCAGGGCCGGUUCCGGCUGUCGAAGAAUCCAGCGCACGGCGACUGCUCCCUGCAAAUCAGCGACGCCCGACAGACGGAUGUGGGGAGAUAUUUCCUUAGAGUCGAGAAAGGAAUAUUGAAAUACAGUUACCGCUCCAGUACCGAUGGCACUGACCUUAUGCUCAUGAUCUCGGUGCCACGUAAGAGCAGCCGCAGUCAUCACUUAUCAGCCCCACUGAUAAGCUCCAGGGGGCGCCAUGGCAGACAGAGGGUUCUCACUCUAGAGAGGACUCUGCAAAUCACCGUCUCCAGAGCUAACAGGAGCGACUCCCAGCUAUUCCAAGAUCCCGGCACCCUGGUGGCGAAUGGCUCACAGCUCUCGGCCCGGGAGGGCGACUCCCUGCGGCUCCUCUGCUCCGUCGCCAGCAGCCCCCCCACUGCUCUGAGCUGGGUGAGGGGGGGCCGAGCCAUCGAGGGUUCCCGCUCCGCGGGGAAGAAUCAGCUGCGGCUGGAGCUGCCCAACGUGACGGCCGAGGAUGGGGGGCUGUAUGGGUGCUGGGCCCGGAACAAGGAGAGCUCUGCACAGGGGAUGUUCCUGCUGCUCAUUGAGUACAGCCCCCGGCUGGGGACUGGGCUGAACUCGUCCUGCCAGCGCCAGGGGCCCAGCGUCAUCUGCAGCUGCUCCCUGCGCUCCCACCCCCCACCCCGGGUCCAGUGGCAGGUGGAUGGGGAGCCCCUGGCUGGGAACGGCUCACGGGGGACCCUGCAGGUCAGCUCCUGGGCCCGGGGGGACGAGGCCAUCAGCACCCUGAGCUGGACGGGAAGCGGGGAAGGGGGCCCCCGGAUCUUCUGCCUCGGCUCCAACCCCCACGGGAGCUACGCUGCCCUGCAUUUUGACUUCAGCCCCUCACAGAGAGGUGCAGAGGAGCCUGGCAGGUGCGGAGGAGUGCUGGGCGUCGGGGUGGCCUGUGGGCUGGGGGUCGCCAUCGGCUUCUUCCUUCUCGGGCUCUGUGUGAUCAAGCUGCGGGGCCGGGAGCCGGCGCCCCCCAGUGCUGAGGCCAGGGAGUUGGAUAACCGGAGCCAGGCCGAGCACAUGGCCGACGACGCCAGCCUGAUCUACAGUAACAUCCCCACCAUCCCCAUGCAUCACAAGACUCCAGCCGCCUGCCGGACGAAAGGCAUCCAGGACGGGCCUGCAGCAACAAAGGCCCCGCUAGGCCCCAGGGAGCCGGAAGAGCUGCAUUACGCCUCCAUCAAUGUCUCCAAGCCGCAGCGCACAGCGGGGGAGCCUCCGGAGGCCCCCACCACAGAAUAUUCUGAGGUCUGGCGGAAAUUCACAAACCCUGGGGAACCCGGGCUGCAGGGUCUGAGAGCCGGGUGCUGUGCCCCCCUCUGCAGGUCUAGGGGUUUGUACCAGCCGGAUGCCCCAGCCAUGGGCAGAGUCCCGAUGCCACAGCAGGACGCUGGGGAAAGGGAGCUCCCACCUCAGGGCCCCCACUGGAGAGCAGGGGGUCCUGCCACGCUGAGGGUCCUGAUCCUCGCCCUGCUCUGGAGGGGGUCCCUGGCCCAACAGCCCAGAUUUACCCUGACGGUGCCGCAGUCGGUGUCGGUGCAGGAGGGUCUCUGCGUUCUUGUCCCCUGCACCUUCACGUACCCAGCCUCGUAUGACACUAAGAAUUCCCCAGCCCGGCUCCACAGAUACUGGUACAAGGAUCAGGCCCAGAAUCUGCCUGUGGCCAGCAGUGACCCCAGCUGGGGGGUGUCACAGGAGACCCAGGGCCGGUUCCAGCUGGUGGAGAAUCCAGCGCGCGGCGACUGCUCCCUGCAAAUCAGCGACAUCCGACGGACGGAUGCGGGGAGAUAUUUCCUUAGAGUCGAGGGAGUCUUUAGCAUCAAUUAUCGCUCCAGUACCACAAUCUCUGUGACAGGGCUGACGGAGGAGCCAGAGAUCCAGAUCUCGCCGGCGCGGGGGCUGCCAGAGAUGCUGGUGGCCGGGGAGCCGGUGACUGUGACCUGCACGGCCCCUGGGCGCUGCUCCGGGCCCCCUCCCCGAGUCACCUGGACGGGGCCGUUCAGCGACACAGCCCGGGACGUCUCAGCCCAGCUGUCGAACGGCACCUGGGCCCGCAGCUCCACGCUCAGCUUCACGCCCGGUCUGGGGGACCAUGGCAAAGAGCUCGUCUGCAACGUCACCUACAGGCCACCACGGGGACCUUCCACCCGCAGAACCAUCCGGCUUCACGUCGUCUACCCGCCCGGGCCCCCCAACAUCACCGGGACCCUGACCAGGAAUGGACGCCCUGUGCCAGAUGCGUGGGGAGCUGAGGGCGACGUCGUGUCUCUGGAGACCCAGGGGGGUGACUCCCUGAGCCUGAGCUGUGAGGCUGGGAGCAGAGCCAAGGCCACCCUGAGCUGGGCCAAGGGGAACAACUCCCUGAGCCCCAGCCAGGGAGAUGCCGGACGCCUGGAGCUGCCGAAUCUCAACCCAGGGGACGCUGGGGAGUAUCGGUGCUGGGCGAAGAAUCCCUUUGGGUCGGCCAGCCGGGCCCUGCGUGUGCACAUGCAGAAUCCCAGCACCCUGGUGGUGAACGGGUCACAGCUCUCGGCCUGGGAGGGCGACUCCCUGCGGUUCCUCUGCUCCGUCGCCAGCAGCCCCCCCGCUGCACUGGGCUGGAAUCAGCUGCGGCUGGAGCUGCCCAACGUGACGGCCGAGGACGGGGGGCUGUACGGGUGCUGGGCCCGGAACAAGGAGAGCUCUGCCCAGGGGAUGUUCCAGCUGCUCGUUGAGUACCCACCCGGGCCCCCCAGCAUCACUGGGACCCUGACCAGGAACGGACGCCCCGUGCCAGAUGCGUGGAGAGCUGAGAGCGACGUCGUGUCUCUGGAGACCCAGGAGGGCGACUCCCUGAGCCUGAGCUGUGAGGCUGGGAGCAGAGCCGAGGCCACCCUGAACUGGGCCAAGGGGAACGAGUCCCUGAGCCCCAACCAGGGAGGGGCCGGGCACCUGGAGCUGCCGAAUCUCAGCCCAGGGGACGCUGGGGAGUAUCGGUGCUGGGCGAAGAAUCCCUUUGGGUCGGCCAGCCGGGCCCUGAGUGUGCACGUGCAGUAUCCCGGCACGCUGGUGGCGAACGGGUCACAGCUCUCGGCCCGGGAGGGCGACUCCCUGCGGUUCCUCUGCUCUGUCGCCAGCAGCCCCCCCGCUGCACUGGGCUGGGUGAGGGGGGGCCGAGCCCUCGAGGGUUCCCGCCCCAUGGGGGAGAAUCAGCUGCGGCUGGAGCUGCCCAACGUGAAGGCCGAGGCUGGGGGGCUCUACGGGUGCUGGGCCCAGAACAACGAGAGCUCUGCCCAGGGGAUGUUCCAGCUGCUUGUCGAGUCCCCCAGGCCGGGGACCAAGCUGAACUCGUCCUGGCAGCACCAGGGGCCAAACCUCAGCUGCAGCUGCUCCCUGUGCUCCCACACGCUACCCAAGCUCCAGUGGCAGGUGGAUGGGGAGCCCCUGGCUGGGAACAGCUUAUGUGGGGCCCUGCAGGUCAACUCAGGGUCCCAGGGAGAUGAGGCCGUCAGCAUGCUGAGCGGGAUGGGGAGCGGGGAAGGGGACCACCAGAACUUUUGCCUCGGCUCCAACCCCCACGGGUUCCGUAUUCUACUGCUCAGCCCACCGGGAACAACUCCCAGAGAUGGCCUCACUCGGGCAUUUAUCGAAAUCAGCUGCAAACUCGUCUUCGCGGCGACUGGAUACUUCCUGGCCUAUUACCUCACCCUGCUCUAUUACAGACGCUCGCACCCACUUCCUGCCAGGCAGGUCUCUUCAAGCACCCGGUUCUUCCCAUUGGAGUUGGGAUUCACUAGCCAUCCUAACCAGGCAUCUGCUAUUCCAGUGUGCUGUUCCGAGCCGCCCCGCUCCAGAGACGAACGCAUCUCAGCUCUGGGUGAGCAACCCCUGGGCAGUGUCGCUGUGUGGCUGUUCCCCAGCUGCCCCACCCUGGACGCGGCUGCAUCUCAGCUUAAGGCUCCAAGUCGGGAACCCGGGCUGCAGGGUCGGAGAGCCAGGCGCCGGACCCGCUUCUGCAGGUCUAGGGGUCUGUCCCAGCCGGAUGCUCCAGCCAUGGGCAGAGCCCCGCUGCCACUGCGGGACACCGGGGAAUGGGAGCUCUCGGCUCAGGGUCCCCCAUGGAGACGAGGGGGUCCUGCCCCCCCUGCAGCCACACUGAGGGUCCUGAUCCUUACCUUGCUCUGGAGGGGGUCCCUGUCCCAGCUGCCUGGAUUCACCCUGAUGGUGCCACAGUCGGUGUCAGUGCAGGAGGGUCUCUGUGUUCUCGUCCCCUGCACCUUCACGUACCCAGUCUCAUUUGACACUGAAAAUCCUCAGACCCAGCUCUACGGAGAGUGGUACAAGGGUCAGGCCAUUGUGGGCCAGCAUCUCCUUGUGGCCAGCAGUGACCCCAGCCAGAGGGUGUCACAGGAGACCCAGGACCGGUUCUGGCUGGCAGGGGAUCUGCUAAGUGGUGACUGCUCCCUGCAAAUCAGCGACGCCCAGAGGACGGAUGCGGGGAGAUAUUCCCUUAGAAUCGAGAAAGGAAAAUUGAAAUACAGUUACCUUUCCAAUAACGAUCACACUCACCCUACGCUCACAAUCUCAGUACCAGGGCUGACGGAGGAGCCAGAGAUCCAGAUCUCGCCGGCGCGGGGGCUGCCAGGGACACUGCUGGCCGGGGAGCCAGUGACUGUGACCUGCACGGCCCCUGGGCGCUGCUCCGGGCCCCCUCCCCGAGUCACCUGGAUGGGGCCAUUCAGUGACACAGCCCGGGAUGUCUCAGCCCAGCUGGCGAAUGGCACCUGGGCCCACAGCUCCGUGCUCAGCUUCACGCCAGGCCCGGGGGACCACAGCAAAGAGCUCGUCUGCAGCGUCACCUACAAGCCACCACGGGGACCUUCCACCAACAGAACCAUCCAGCUCCAUGUCAUCUACAGCUCCUGGCUGAACGCGUCCUGCCAGCGCCAGGGGCCCAUCAUCAGCUGCAGCUGCUCCCUGCGCUCCCACCCCCCGCCCCAGCUCCAGUGGCAGGUGGACGGGAUGCCCCUGACGGGGAACAGCUCGCAGGGGGCCCUGCAGGUCAGCUCGUGGGCCAAGGGGGACGAGGCCGUCAGCACCCUGAGCUGGACCAGGAAUGGAGACAGGAGCCCUCAGAUCUUCUGCCUUGGCUCCAGCACUGGCAGGAUGUUCGCUGUCCUGCUGAGCCCACCGGAAACAGGUGGCCUCACUCGGGCAUUUAUCGAAAUCAGCUGCAAACUCAUCUUCGUGGCUUCUGGAUUCUUCCUGGCCUAUUAUCUCACCCUGCUCUAUUACAGACGGACACCCUGUCAUUCCUCAGCCACCGAAGAGCCAACAAGGAAUUGUAAUCUCAGAGGACUGAGGAAAUGAAGAAUGAGACCUCAGCUGGGGGCAGUGCUGCCCCGGGUGAGGACAACUGGACAGUUUAGCCCAGUACCUCGCCCCCUCCCUACCCCUCCAGCUCAGACCCAUGGGCCUGGGCAGCACGUGGGCUGCCUGUAAUAUUGAUAUGACCAGCAGAUGAUCUGUUUGUUGCCCUGAUGGUUAUGACCAGGGCCGGCCUUAGGGAAAAUGGCACCCUGAGCGAACUUGUAUUAUGGUGCCCCCCCCAUCAUUCCUGGCCCCCACAGGCCCCCUGGGUUCCCCCCCCCAUCACCUCUGGGCCCCGUUGCCUCCCACAGUGUUUAAUUUGUAUUGAAAGAGAUGCCACAGCUCAGCUGUGACUCAAAUUAAGCCCUGGCAGGGCGGCCGUAUACUGGCGGGGGCUGGACGGGCACCCAGCUCUGAAGGCAGUGCCACCGCCAGCAGCAGCGCAGAAGUCAGGGGGGCCUGGCACAUGGGGUGUUGCCACCCUCCUGUGCUGCUGCUGGGGCUUGUGGUGCCUGGUGCUCGGCAUGUGGCUCCAGGCUUCGCGCUGUCACAUGUGGGCUGCAUCUCGCCAGAGCCCACGGCCUCCCGCAGCCCCCUGGCCACUCCUGGCUCACCCGGGGGGGCACCAGUUCAGACUUGGGGCAGGGGGAGGAAAGUUUAACUAUGAUUCCAGGGACUACUUAGGCACCUGAAAACGCUCAGGGCUUUGCAGAUAACUUAGGGAUUCGCUGACAGGAGCACUGUAUCUAAUUGUUAUAUAGAGAAAGAAAAAAUGUAUACAAAUGCCAGUUAAAGCCACGUUUAAAGCUUAUAUGUAAAUUUAGAACAAUCAGGAGCUAAAACAGCAAGAUAUUCCCAAUCCCAAGCCUUGAGGUAUCAGUUCUGGGGCUUUAACACAGAUAUCAGAAACACACGUAUGAGACUUCACACACAAUCUUUAGUAGAGAUAAAUAAAAUCUGCUUCCACAGACACACUGUGUUACUGCCAUUGUCUCCUCUAUUUUAGUCAAUUGUUUUUAACUUAAUUUCAACGUAUAAGAUUAAGGUUUUUUUCCUCUUUUAUUAAGAAAGAGAAUUAAUAUUUCUAAUUCUUUUGGCAUUUGUGUUUACCGACCACAAUCCUGUAUUUGUAUGUGGGUCACUAAUAUUUGACUCCAUCAUUGCCAUUGGUCUCACAGUUGGAACUGCAGAAAUUUUCAUGCAAAUGUUAAGUUAAUUUACGGAUAUAACUAAAAAUACAAUUUGAAAAUAAGUUACUUUCAUCUGCGCAGUGUCUAUAGUUCUGUGUUUAGUUAAUGUUUUUUAAGCUGGAAUUACUAAAGUGAGUACAAGCUAAAGUUCCAUUCUAGGAGGAUGCUAUUAUUUGAUCGUACCACUUUACAUAACAAAUGAUAAAGCACAAUAUGAUACUAACAGUAAUAAUGCUAAUUACUCCAGCCAGGACAGGUUAGGCAGUUUAGAACUUACUACUCAAAAAUUCAGUGUAAGCAUAAGUGAAAAAUAAAAUUAUGAAAUGCAGAGACCAAUCAAAAAACUCAAAUAACAGCACUUUGAGAUAAUA